This is a messenger RNA of Fonsecaea pedrosoi CBS 271.37, 3774 nucleotides long. RefSeq names its product copper-translocating P-type ATPase. Gene Ontology annotation, biological process: monoatomic cation transport. Gene Ontology annotation, molecular function: ATP binding; ATPase-coupled monoatomic cation transmembrane transporter activity; ATP hydrolysis activity. Gene Ontology annotation, cellular component: membrane. NCBI's taxonomy places the organism in Eukaryota, Fungi, Ascomycota, Eurotiomycetes, Chaetothyriales, Herpotrichiellaceae. The record is from RefSeq and is a predicted model, not a curated record. The transcript has 2 exons. Bases 1 to 3774 code for a protein of 1257 amino acids.
AUGGCCUGCAUGGGUAGUGCUGCCGGCGAUCGACCCUCUUGCUCAACCUCCGAGGUUCAAACUCACCGUGUUUCUGAUUCUGCCCCGAACCCUCCCAUCGGCGGUUGUUGCGUCGACUGUGGCAGUGGUCGAACUGCAUGUGACGAUGGUUGCAUCCGUAAGAUCGCUGCAAUCGAGUGUCGUGCCACUUGCGGAAACCAACGCGAAAACAUUGCUCCCCUUGACCUUGAUGAGUGUCCCGAAAAAUGCUGCCGGGAUGCUGGGAGCAGCGCCACUGUCAACAAGAAACCUAUACCCGAGUCUACCUCACGCAACCCAGAAGACGCUUGUCACAGCCGCCGCACGAACAUUCAAGGACCUAGCGAUAUCACUGCCAAGAAGAAAGAGCCGUGUGGUAGCACAGGGAGCAUUACAGCGUGUGGUGGUGGUAAGCCUAACCGCGGCGCUCCUUGCUCUGGUGGGAGAAAGACAAAGUCUAUAAACACAAGGGACGGUGAGAGCUGUGGAAGUGGCUGCCAGAUCGACACGGCUCCUGAGAAAGACACAUGCUGUGCCAAUAAGCCGGGACUUCACAGCUCUGCUCAAGAAGACGACAGCUGCUGUGCUUCGAAACCAGCCACCGGCUGUUCUGAGAAGAAAGACUCUUGCUGCGCUAAGGAAGCAGACGCCUGUUGCGCCGAGAAGGAGGACACCUACUAUACCGAGAAGCAAGAUGCUUGCUGUGCCAAGAAGGAAGACACCUGCUGUGCUAAGGAAGCAGACUCCAGCUGUGCCCAGGAAGAUACCUGCUGCGCUAAGAAAGAAGACACCUGCUAUGCCGAGAAGGAAGACGCCUGUUGUGCUUAUGAAGAGGACACCUGCUGUACUGGCAAAAAGCGCCCUCUGAUUUCUCAGGCGCCAAUUGAUGGUUGCAAGCAGGGCUCCUCAUGUUGUGAUAUCAGCACUUCAAGCAAAGCGAAGGACCUCUCGCCAGCUGCUUGUGAAGGAAAGCGGCAGCAGACGGCAGUCGAUACUUGCAUUCACCAUCUUCAAAAAGCAUUUGCUGAAUAUUCCAGUUAUAUCGAGAAAGGCCGGUGUAUUUGCCGCAGUGUUCUCGAUCGCCUCGACACCUGCUGCGGAGAAGUUGUUCCUAAGAAGCCCAUCACUGAAGACCAGACAUCCUCGUUCGGAAAGUCAACUGCACUUGCAAGCACCCAACAGCUUCCUGUUCGCCGUCAAGCGUCACGGGCAUGCGGGAAAAGUUGUUGCGAUAACACGGCUCCUCGCAACAAGGCCGAGCUGCAGUCCUGUUCGCUCGACAAGGUCGAGAUAUCAAGUGAUUGGUCUAGAAAAUCGAUAAAUGUCAGAACGAAGGAGGUUGAUAUCGAAGAUGCUGCUGCUCGCGAACAUGUUCUUCUCAGUGUUGCUGGCAUGACGUGCACAGGCUGCAGCAGAAAGGUGUCCAACGUUCUCAAGAACAUAGAUGGCCUAUCCUCGAUCAAAGUUACCUUUGUGACUGCUUUAGUUGAAUUUGAUCUCAACACGUCGAUCACAAACUUGGAACAAUUGAUUCCACGCAUGGAGAAAGAGACCGGGUUCAAGUUUUCCAGGAUCAUAAGCAACUUCCAGUCAUUGGACUUGAGAAUCGAUCGCACUACUGCUACACAUGCCAAAGAGGAUCUUGAAGCCCUGUCCGAAUCCGUUGAACAGCUCGACAAGUUUACUUUUCGUGUCAACUACGAUCCGACAAUCAUUGGUGCACGAACACUCCUGUCGUCUAUCAGGGGAGCAAGUCUUGUUCCACCACAGAAUGACGCCAAAACAGCUGAUGGCAGGCGGCGUCUUGUGAAGAUGACUUGGUUCACGGCACUGGCUGCGGUAUUGACGAUUCCUGUUGUCGUAUUGGCAUGGGCCCACACUCCUGUGCCCUAUACAACCCGAUCAAUCAUCUCACUGGUUCUUGCCUCACUCGUUCAGGGUCUCGCAGUCCCCGAAUUUUACGCAGGGGCAAUGAAAUCGCUCAUAUACAGUCGAGUCCUCGAGAUGGAUAUGCUGAUCGUCAUCAGUAUAACCGCUGCCUACGCCUAUUCGGUGGUGGCCUUCUCCCUCACACACGCCGGAUUCACCUUGGAAAUUGGCGAGUUUUUCGAAACCAGCUCUCUGCUCAUCACUUUUGUUCUUCUUGGGAGGCUGGUGGCCGCCAUGGCAAAAGUAAAGGCUGUCUCUGCUGUUUCUCUGCGUUCACUGCAGGCGGAAAAGGCGCUGCUCGUUGAAUCUCUAGAAGAAACUAUUGAAAUUGACUCAAGACUGUUGCAGCUCGGUGACGACUUUGUGGUACCUGCCCAUAGCCGUAUCGUGACAGACGGUUAUGUGAUCCACGGGCAAUCUUCUGUCGAUGAGUCUAUGAUCACGGGCGAGAGCGUCCCAAUACCAAAAGCAAGCGGUGAUAAGGUCAUAGCAGGUACUGUCAACGGCCCUAGUCCGCUUACCAUCCGCUUGACGCGUCUGCCCGGCAAGAAUAGCAUCACAGAUAUCGUCAACUUGGUUGAAAACGCUCUGGCGAGCAAGCCUCGCAUCCAGGAUCUUGCUGACAAGGUGGCAGGAUACUUCAUCCCAGUUGUCAUCUCGAUCGCUCUUGUUACUUUUGCGAUUUGGAUGGCGAUAGCUGUGAAGCUUCGUGGGAAAGACACAGGCGGAGCCCUCGGUCUUGCCAUCACUUAUGGGAUUGCCGUGCUGGCCGUCUCAUGUCCUUGUGCUUUGGGCCUUGCUGUCCCCAUGGUUCUGGUCAUCGCUGGGGGUGUCGCUGCUAGGAGUGGAGUUAUUAUCAAACAAGCCAAUGCCAUCGAAAAAAGUUACAAGGUCACCGACGUUGUGUUUGAUAAAACCGGUACUCUCACCGAGGGGGAUCUCGCCGUUAUCCACGAGCAGGUUUUUCCGAAUCCAGAUGCAACUCAAGAUGAGGUAUUCGCAGUGACCAAAGCACUAACCAAGGACAUUCAGCAUCCAGUGUCUUUGGCGGUUGUCAACCACAUAAAGGGAACGAGCACCACCCCGACCGACAUCGAACAAGUCGAAUCCAUUCCUGGCUCGGGGAUUCGUGCAAGAUGGAAGGACUCCCUUGUCCAAGCUGGUAACCCGUAUUGGUUGAAUAUUGAGGAUCGGCCGGAAAUUGCAGCGCUCGUCGACAGAGGCAUGACCCUCUUUUGUGUGACUCUGGACAACAAAGUCUUGGCUGCCUUUGGUCUGAGAAGCAGCCUCCGGGACGAAGCUUAUGCCGUCAUUGCAAAUCUCCAUCGUCGUAACAUCAAAUGUCAUAUUGUCAGUGGCGACAACCCAAAAAUGGUCGAGGACGUUGCGAGCACUCUGGGGAUCCCGCUAUCCAACACGGCAGCUCGCCGUUCUCCUGGCGACAAACAGGAAUAUGUUAAAGCAUUGAUGUCUUCCGGUAGGAUCGUGCUCUUCUGUGGUGACGGAACGAAUGAUGCGGUUGCUGUUGCGCAAGCCGAUGUGGGUGUCCAGAUUGGCACUACUUCAGAUGUCACCAGAGCCACAGCCGACGUGGUCUUGUUCAAUGGCCUGGAGGGUGUGACCGCAUUACUCGACACCUCCAGACGAUGCUUCCACCGAAUCAUGUUCAACUUUUUCUGGUCCGCGCUCUACAAUCUUUUCGCUAUCUUGCUCGCAGGAGGGGCGUUUGUCCGCGUCCGCAUCCCGCCCGCCUACGCUGGACUCGGGGAAAUUGUAAGUGUGUUUCCGGUCAUCGCUGUUGCGCUGUCGCUGUUGUGGACGAGGUAG